AUGGUCAAGCACCCCAAUUCCCCUGUCCAUGUUUUAAUGGUAUUUUAUCUGGGAAAUCCUGCUUACGUAAGCGCCCAAUUGACCCCUGCCAAAUUCCCGGGCAAGCAAUUAGUGGGCAAAUUUUCAACGUCGACAAAAAAAUAUAAUUUAAAUGAUGGUAUUUCAAUCAUUCAUAAAUAUCUCAUCUUUUCAAAUGAUCUAUUAAAACAACAAGAUCGUGAUAUUGAAACUGUCACAAAAGUUAAAACUGCCAUUUCAGAAUUGAUUCAAUUAUACACUACAAGAUAUGAAGAUGAAUUUGAUCAAUUAAUUCCACAAUUUGUUCAAAGUACAUGGAAUGUAUUAACCACUACUGGAUUACAAUCAAUUCUUGUAAAAAAAAUCAUCAUUCCAAAUUUAACUGUUAGAGAAUCAGAUGAAGAAUUAUUUGAAGAUGAUCCAAUUGAAUAUAUUAAAAGUGAUUUUGAAGGUUCAGAUCCUGAUACAAGAAGAAGAACUUCAAUUGAUUUCUUAAGAGAAUUGAAAUUUAAAAAUGAACAAUUAGUUACAGAAGUUGUUUUAAGUUAUAUUAAUUUAUAUUAA
Molecule: messenger RNA, 582 nt
Organism: Hansenula ciferrii
Lineage: Eukaryota; Fungi; Ascomycota; Saccharomycetes; Phaffomycetales; Wickerhamomycetaceae
Product: Exportin-2
Exons: 3
Coding region: 1-582 (193 amino acids)
Biological process (GO): protein export from nucleus; protein import into nucleus
Cellular component (GO): nuclear envelope; cytosol
Molecular function (GO): nuclear export signal receptor activity
Source: RefSeq, a predicted model, not a curated record